GAGAGUUCCUGUCCGUGUUCCUAAAACUUCCAAGUUUCCUUGUUUGCACCGCCAAGCACCGAUCAUUUACUUACCUAAGUAACCGGCUUAGCAUCAUUAGGUAUAGUGAAUCGGGAAUUGCAAAUCGCGCCGAGAUGCCUUCUCUUGACACUUCGGCUGCUCCCGAGAGCGAAGCCAAGUUUACUAGCGCCUUGCCUGCAGACGAACCUCCAAUCAGCCGACGACCAACUUCAACUCAAGAUGACGGCGGCCACCACAAAGACAAGCUUGCGAUUGAGGAGGCCGUCGAGUUCGAUGUUGACCUUGAGAAUGAGGAUGACCCCGAAAUUAGCCAAAUUCCGCCAGAAGUAAGACGAAUCGUUAGUCUUCAUGAUGACCCGACUCUGCCUACUCUAACCUUUCGAUAUUUUCUUCUUUCCGUCAUCUUCGUUAUCCCGGGAGCCUUUUUAUCAGCUAUGAACAGCUUUCGGACUACAUAUGCCCCUUAUUCGGUCUUUUUCGUUCAAAUCGCCGGCAACUAUGUCGGUCUCUGGCUCGCUCGCGUUCUUCCUAAUCGCCAAAUUCGAAUCCCUUAUACCAAGCAGUCAUUCAACCUCAACCCGGGACCUUGGUCAGUUAAGGAGCAUGUUCUAAUUACCGUAACAGCAGCAUCUGGCGCCACUGGUAACCUAGCCAUUACGCCUAUCGCGCUUGGUGACCUUUACUUCAAUACGCGUGUUCAUCCUGCCGCGGCUAUCUUUUUCAUGUGGUCUAUCGAUGCCAUCGGCUAUGCGUUUGCCGCCAUUGCUCGUCAAGUUUUACUCUAUGAACCAGCAUAUCCUUGGUUCCAGGCGCUCUGUCAAACGGCUCUCUUCGAGACGCAGCACAAGCAAAACAAGAACCCGACUUCGACAGCACGAAAGCAAAUGCGCGUCUUCUGGUGGGUACUCCUAGGGGUUACUCUAUGGCAAUUCUUGCCCGAAUACGUAUUUCCGAUGACAAGUUCUCUGGCAUUCCUGUGCUGGGUUGCUCCUCAUAAUCCCGUCGCCAACUUUAUCGGCUCUGGUCUAGGCGGAAUGGGCUUCCUUAAUCUAAGCUUCGACUGGGCCAAUAUUUCCAAUUAUCUUGCUGGCGUUCCGCUGUUUCUGAGCCCUUGGUGGUCACAAGUUGUCCUCUUCGCUUCUUUCGUCAUGUCCUGUUGGAUUCUGCUUCCUGCUGCUAAAUGGGGAGGUCUGGGUGGUUAUCCCCACUGCUUGAUGACGAAUCGAGCAUGUACCGCCAAUGGAAGUACAUAUCCUGUGACUGAUCUGGUCACGCCUCAAAACACCUUCAAUCAGACAGCUUACGAAGAAAAUGGGCCGCUAUAUCUCGGUGUCCAUUACCUAUGGGCCAUUUUCUUUGACUACGCUUCGUACGUCUCGGCGUACUCCUGGAUCGCCUUCUUUGGAGCUGGUCAGAUCAGAGAUGGAUACAGGAAGUUCCGAGCUCGACAGCAAAAUUCAGGACAAGGAAUCAAUCAUCAAUAUACGGACCGGUUGAAUGUGCUUAUGCGACAAUAUAAAGAAGUUCCUGUCUGGUGGUACAUUGCUCUAUUCCUAGCCGCUUUUGCUGCGAUUAUGACAAUGGCUGGGCUAGACAUAAUAUUCAUCCCCUGGUGGACUUUCUUGGUUGCUCUCAUCACAGGAGCUGCCAUAGUUGUGCCGCUCGGCUGGCUUUAUGCCAUAAGCAAUUACCAGCUGCCCAUUGGAACUUUCAACGAGCUACUAUACGGCACAAUGGUGCAAAACUUGAAAACUAACCGUAACCCCCUCGGAGCUAGUGUAUAUGGCUCGAUCGCUGGAGAUGCUUGGUACAGAGCGCAGUACAUGUUACAAGACCAGAAAAUCGGACAUUACAUGCACGUUCCCCAACGUGCGAUCUUCUUUUCGCAACUCUUCGGAAUCACUAUGGGCGUACCAAUCAAUUAUGCCGCAAUGCGCUGGAUCGUAGAUACCAAGCGCGACUACCUUACUGGUGCUGUCACUGACGCUGCUCAUAUCUGGACAGGUCAGUCUCUAACGAGCUCUCUGACCAUGGGAGUUCAGUACGUCCUCCUUGGGCCAACACGACUCUUCCGACAAGAACAAUUCCGUCCUCUUCCGUACGCGUUUCUCGUUGGUGCAGGUGCCCCAGCCAUUAUAUACCUUCUCCACCGACUUUUUCCUCGGGCGAAGUUCCACCUCUUCAAUACCACGAUCUUCUUCAGUGGUGCUUCCAUCUUCUACGGUAACGUAUCGACAGGGUAUUUCUCGCGAUUUUUGGGAGGCUUCGUCGUUAUGUACUGGGCAUAUAGGUACCGCUACCAACUUUGGGCGAAGUACAAUUUCAUCCUUGCUGCCGCCUUCGAUGCUGGGUUUAACCUGAAUAUGUUAUUAAUCUUCCUAAUAUUCGGAAGCGCGAAAGUCAUUGGGAUGCCGAAUUGGUGGGGAAAUGAUGCGGGUAAUGUUGAGAAGUGUUACGCACUCGAUUAGAGACGCCCUCUGUAGGAAAAGGAUGGACUAGGUCAAAUGGACUGAUGCCAAUGAGUAAACGGCUUUCAAGUUUGGCCAUGAGAACCUACAAGUAUCAAGUUCAGCAUAGUUUAAUAGUAUGAAUACUAAUAUACCCGAUAGCAAC
Messenger RNA from Annulohypoxylon truncatum, 2634 nucleotides. RefSeq names its product OPT superfamily oligopeptide transporter. Gene Ontology annotation, molecular function: oligopeptide transmembrane transporter activity. The coding region runs from base 135 to 2489 and encodes 784 amino acids. Lineage: Eukaryota; Fungi; Ascomycota; Sordariomycetes; Xylariales; Hypoxylaceae. The transcript has 5 exons. Gene Ontology annotation, biological process: transmembrane transport. The record is from RefSeq and is a predicted model, not a curated record.